Messenger RNA from Artibeus jamaicensis (Jamaican fruit-eating bat), 2811 nucleotides. RefSeq names its product T cell immunoreceptor with Ig and ITIM domains (gene TIGIT). Bases 193 to 921 code for a protein of 242 amino acids. NCBI's taxonomy places the organism in Eukaryota, Metazoa, Chordata, Mammalia, Chiroptera, Phyllostomidae. The transcript has 4 exons. The record is from RefSeq and is a predicted model, not a curated record. Gene Ontology annotation, molecular function: signaling receptor binding. Gene Ontology annotation, cellular component: cell surface. Gene Ontology annotation, biological process: negative regulation of T cell activation; negative regulation of interleukin-12 production; positive regulation of interleukin-10 production.
GUCUUUCUUGUGGCUCGCCCUGUGCACCUUGUGUACUUGCUGAGAAAUUUAUGCGUCUUUGGUUUUGCUGAACUCAGUUUUUCCGAGACCCUCUCUCCUCACAGGCUCAGUUUCGCUUUGCCAUCUGCAGUGGGCCUGUUUCCGUGGCAGAUCAGGCCACAUCUGCUUCCUGGAGGCCCUCUGGGCAGAAGCAUGCAGUGGGGCCUCCUGCUGCUCUGGGCCCAGGGGCUGAGGCAGGCUGCCGCCCUGGCUUCAGGAGCUGUGACAGGCAGAAUAAUAACCACAGGGAACAUCUCUGCAGAGGAAGGGGGCUCGGUCACCUUACAGUGUCACCUUUCCUUCACCACUGCCACAGUGACUCAGGUGGACUGGAAGCAGCAGGACCAAGUGCUGGCCGUUUACCACGCUCACCUGGGCUGGCACGUCCACCCAGCCCUCAGGGAGCGGGUGGCCCCCGGCCCCCACCUGGACCUCACUCUCGGGUCGCUGACCACCAACGACACAGGGGAGUACUCCUGCAUCUAUUACACCUUCCCCGAUGGCAUGUACAAAGGCAGACUCUUUCUGGAGGUCCUGCAAAGCUCAGGGCCUGAGCAACGCGCUGGCUUCCAGAUCCUAUUGCUUGGAGUCAUAUUGCUGGUGGUCAUCUGCACGGCGGUCAUAGCGGUGGUCGCGUUGACCAGGAAGAGGAAAUUUCUUCGAAUUCGUUCUGCGGGAAGCGGCCUCCGGAGAGCGCCACCCGAAUGGGAAGAACGGGGACCCAGCGACCUGUCGUCCCCCGGGAGCGGCGCGCAGGCCGGAGCGGGGCCCGGCGGGGACGACCCCGCGGAGCCGCACGACUACUUCAACGUCCUGAGCUACCGCAGCCUCGGGGACAUCAGCUUCCCGGCGGAGGCCGCGGUGUGUCGGGCGGGAGUUUAGGGUGCGCGCUCUCCUCACUGCCGCGCGUGUGUUCGGUGUGUGCGCUCCGUGCAGUGACUGAGUGAAUGUCGCCUUCGCCUUCGCCUGCAUUGCCGCCCCCCGUCCCUGGCAGACCAGGGCAGCGGCUCGGCUCGAUUACGAAUGCCACGUUUUAAAAAAUUGGACCCGGGUUUGUAUUCGGGCGGUUUGAGCCCCAACUGUGGCUCUGAGCGGUUCGUUGCAGCUCCUCGUGCCUCUGAGCAGGGGGUCAGGUGACGGGGUCAUUGUCAUUUUUGCCAACGUUCACACAUUCGAGGCAUGUCAUGAUUAAGGGGUGGGACCAGCUUCUGCGGGGAGAUUCUAGGAUGACCAAACCGUGGUCGUCAGUCCUAGAAGAACUCGCAGGCAAGUGGGGAGGGCACGGGGACGUGGAAGGGCCGCGGGAGACAAGGACAGGAGCCCCGGGCCUUGGGGAAGGCGCACCGUCUCCUCCCGGGAGGCGGUCUGGGCGGGCGUGUCCGUGGGGAGGUGGUCUGGGCGGAUGCAGGGGACAGCGAGGCUGGUCUGGUGAGGGCAGGACUUUUGUCCAAAGAACUCGUUUUGUCCAAGGAGCUGAAAGUCCCACAAGAAAGACCCUGGCACGAAGGGAAUCGAUGAGACUUCAGACUCUAUCUGGGCAGGCGGUUGCUCAGUGUGGGCGGAUGAGGGGGACUCCAGCUGAAGUCACCAGGUGGCAUCUCAGCUCUUGGGCAGUGAGCCCUCUUCUCUACCCCCCCACCACUGAGGUUCGAGGAAAUAAUCUGCUUUCCAGUAAAAGGAGAACCUAGAUUUUUAAAAUAAGGACUAUUUGUAGGGAAAAUACAUAGAAGGAGGGUGACAGAGAGGUUUUUAAAAAUGUACGCUCCCAAACUAUCUUCUCUGAACCCUUCAAUUCAGCCCUCAGGCCUUCGUGCUGGGGCCGGGGUGACAUUGGAGCCACUCUUUUCUGUCUAAGUGGUGUGAGGUUUUUACCCUCCUGCUGCCCCUCUCGAGAAAGGAGGAGGGAGGCUGGCUCAGAGGGGAGCAAUGCUCUCUGGUGGGCAAGGGGACCGAGAGAGAAUGGGAAGCAAGCUGCCUCUUGCCAACCGUUAAAAUGAAGCCUUGCCCUGCUCCCUGCAAAUUAGGCUGGUUGAGCAAGAAGACAAUUCAAUUCCUACUCCUCCUCGAAUUUUUGUUUUUAUAUUUCUCACUUAUCAACCAAAAAGAUCUGUGGGGAGGAGCAAUGGGCUGAAAUCUGUCCAGAGUGCAAGGUUUGGGGAAGAAAGAGAGAUAUGUGGGAAACGCUGCUAUUUGCCACAGCAGCGCCACAGCAUUUUUCUGGCAAAGCUGGUGCAAAUUGGUUGGGAGUAGAACACAAUUCACGGGCAAGAAAUGAACUAAGAUGUAACGGUGAAAAGGGAGUGGUGUUCUGAUCUGACGGAGAUGUGUUUCAGGCCUGGGUGGAAUGAGCUGGGUGUUAUUUAACAUUAUUGUACCUGGGAAACAUUUACAAAUACCCUUUGGAGUCGAUAAAAAUACAAAAGGACCCAUGGAUGCUGUAAGUUGGUCAGGUAACUAAAAUGCGAUUGAAUUCAACAGAGAAUACAUUUUAGAGUGGAAUUCAAUGGACAGAUUCUCCUCGGAGAACCAGUGGAGACAAAGCGGCAGCAGCCCGGUUCAGGGGUGGCGCGCGGUUCGGUCCAGCAGCCGCUCUCUGCCGGCAGCUACGAGCACGAGAGACGAGGUUGGUCUGUGUGGAGCUGCGCGUUGCUCCAAGGGUGAAACACACACCAGAUUUUGAAGACUUACUAUGAAUAAUAAUAAGAAUGUAAAGUAUCACAUUAGUAACUUAAAAUGUUGAUCACAUGUCAAACUGAAAAUGUUUUGGAUAUG